Molecule: messenger RNA, 744 nt
Organism: Debaryomyces fabryi
Lineage: Eukaryota; Fungi; Ascomycota; Pichiomycetes; Serinales; Debaryomycetaceae
Exons: 1
Source: RefSeq, a predicted model, not a curated record
AUGCAGUUAACUUUCUCAUUAUCAGUUUUAACUACAUUAGCUGUCUUGACACAUUCAGCAUAUGUUCCAUCUCAGCCAUGGUCAACAUUAACUCCUAGUGGUACUAUAGAUAGUGCUAGUGCUUCUAGUAACUAUGAUGGCUCGUUUGCUUUAUCCAUUAAGACACUUGGUAAAGGUUCAGGAGCUAGCACAGCACCUGCAGCACCUACCGGUGCCGCAGAUGGAGCAGAAACUUCAGUUACUGCUGCUGGAGCUGCCAGUGGUACUGUACCUGCACCAACUGCCUCUGCUAAUAUUGGAGCUUCGGCUGCUCCUGCUGCAAGUAAUGCAGCUUCAGUACCAGCACAAGAAAGUGACAUUGGCACAUCCGCAGAGACUGGAGGAGCAUUAAGAAGGAGAGAUGAUAUUGUAAACCAGAUUGGUGAUGGUCAGAUUCAACAAGGUGGUGGCUCAAGCUCAGGGUCAGGUUCUGGAAGUGGCUCAGGGUCAGGGUCAGGUUCUGGCAGUGAAGGCUCAGGUUCAGGUGGUGCUUCAGGGUCAGGUUCUGGAAGUGGCUCAGGGUCAGGUUCUACCCCAGGCUCAGGGUCAGGGUCAGGUUCUGGCAGUGAAGGCUCAGGCGCCCCAGGUGGUGCUUCAGGAUCUGGUUCAGGUUCUGGCAGUGAAGGCUCAGGCGCCCCAGGCGGUGCUUCAGGUUCCGGCUCUACCCCAGGCUCUGGAUCUGGAUCUGGUAGUGAAGGAUCUGGU